GCGUAAACUGCUAACGCUGUUGCGGCGUCAACACUUUAGUUUAGCAUCAAAAUCCGCCGGUUCGGGUCUGUACGUGUUCGGUUUGAUUUAGUAAAUCGUCCAGCAGCUGCAAAAAUGAUUUCACUCACGGAUUCACAAAAGAUUGGGAUGGGGCUGACUGGUUUCGGUGUCUUCUUCCUCUUCUUUGGGAUGAUGCUCUUCUUUGACAAAGCUCUCCUUGCGAUUGGAAACAUUCUGUUUGUGUCAGGCCUGUCCUUUGUCAUUGGCCUGGAGCGAACCUUCAGAUUUUUCUUCCAGAGACACAAAGUGAAAGCUACCAGCUUCUUCCUGGGAGGGGUGUUUGUGGUGCUGAUUGGCUGGCCGAUCAUUGGAGUUGUUCUAGAGUUGUAUGGUUUCUUCCUCUUGUUCAGGGGAUUCUUCCCAGUGGCGGUGGGGUUCAUCAGACGAGUACCAGUGCUUGGGUCUUUACUUAGUUUACCAGGAAUUCGAACUCUGGUGGAUAAAAUUGGAGAGAGCAACACUAUGGUAUAACAGCUGCCUUUUCUAUCGCAGAAGAACUUUAGCAUUCCUCAAAGCAGCAAAUGUGAAUCCAGACAUGUUACUGCAGAAAAGAGCCAGAAGAUGUUUGAUCGCAUAAUGUUCCUCCUGUGAGAAGGAAAUGGUUUUGUACUUUGUGCCACUGGACGUUACCAAGAGAUUCCUUUUUUUAAAGACUUGAAGCAGGUCUUUGUUUUUGUAUCAUUCCAGUUUGUUAUUUAUGGACUGACUUUGGACCACUGAACUGAUCAGUAAAGAGUUACUGAAGAUUUGUACAUUACAAACAAAAAAGACUGAGUUAAACGUUACCAGAACUGAUCAAAGUGAUGCUCAUCGUGAAGGUGUUUUACUGUAACUUUUGUAAAUGCGUACUUGAAAUAAAGUGUGCACUUUUUAUGA
Messenger RNA from Sphaeramia orbicularis (orbiculate cardinalfish), 936 nucleotides. Its product is annotated as vesicle transport protein GOT1B. Lineage: Eukaryota; Metazoa; Chordata; Actinopteri; Kurtiformes; Apogonidae. The coding region runs from base 115 to 531 and encodes 138 amino acids. Gene Ontology annotation, biological process: retrograde transport, endosome to Golgi; endoplasmic reticulum to Golgi vesicle-mediated transport. Gene Ontology annotation, cellular component: endoplasmic reticulum; membrane. The record is from RefSeq and is a predicted model, not a curated record. The transcript has 5 exons.